Dunckerocampus dactyliophorus (ringed pipefish) is the source of this 1151-nucleotide messenger RNA. RefSeq names its product solute carrier family 35 member F2-like. The transcript is spliced from 8 exons. Bases 1 to 1089 code for a protein of 362 amino acids. The record is from RefSeq and is a predicted model, not a curated record. Lineage: Eukaryota; Metazoa; Chordata; Actinopteri; Syngnathiformes; Syngnathidae. Gene Ontology annotation, cellular component: membrane. Gene Ontology annotation, biological process: transmembrane transport. Gene Ontology annotation, molecular function: transmembrane transporter activity.
AUGGCUGCAGCAGCACAGCAGGAUGAGACGUCCCAACCACAGCGCACGGGCCUCAUGAGGAGGAUCACGGAGCUUUUCACCUGGCGGCUGGCAAAGACGCUGGCCAUGGGUCAGGGCCUGGCAGCGCUGGUGUGCGGCACGGCCGUCACCUCGCAGUACCUGACCUCCGUCUUCCACGUGGAAACGCCCAUGCUGCAGAGCCUCCUCAACUACGUGCUCCUCAGCGCCACCUAUGCCCCCAUGCUGCUCUGCAGGCCAGGUGAUAUUGUGAGGAGGCGCUGGUUCCAGUACCUUCUGCUGGGCCUGGUGGAUGUGGAGGCCAACUACGCUGUGGUCAAAGCCUACCAGUACACCACCAUCACCAGUGUGCAGCUGCUGGACUGCUUUGUGAUCCCAGUGGUUAUGGUUCUUUCGUACUGCGUUCUGAACACCCGAUACCGGCCUGUCCACUAUGUGGCGGUGUGCAUCUGUCUGCUCGGUGUGGGCGCCAUGGUGGGGGCUGACCUGCUGGCCGGACGGGACCAGGGGUCCGCCUCCAACAUGCUGCUAGGUGACGGCCUGGCCCUGCUGAGCGCCACGUGCUACGGCGUGUCCAACGUGUGUCAGGAGUACACGGUGAAGAAGCACAGCCGCGUGGAGUUCCUUGGCAUGCUGGGCCUCUUUGGCGCCGUCAUCAGCAGCGUGCAGAUGGUGAUCUUGGAGCGCCACCAGGUGGCCGCCAUCCAGUGGAGCUGGCAAGUGGCCCUCCUCCUGGUGAUCUUUGUGUCGUGCAUGUUUGCCUUGUACAGCUUCAUGCCCGUGGUGAUGAAGAAGAGCAGCGCCACGGCGGUCAACAUGUCCAUGCUGACCUCUGACCUCUUCAGCCUCUUCUGUGGCAUCUUCCUCUUCCACUACAGCUUUUCUGGACUGUACCUGGUGUCGCUGGUGGUCAUCCUCAUUGGCUUCACAAUCUUCAACGCUGUGCCCACACCCACAGGCCCCGCCCCCACCCCCUCUAGCGAGGAAGAUUGCCACACCAAACAGGCAGUGUGUGAGGAAGAGGAGCAAAGGGAGAGGCAGAGCACUGAUGUACUCUGCACUCGAAUGUGAACAAGUCGCUUACGUUAAACGUUUAUUACUUUCAUGUUCAUUACAUGUCAUUCAUUGUCAAA